AGUAUGAAUGCUCUAAGUACCGGUAUCAAUCCAUAUCUCAAGAAAUAAAAGCAAGAUCGCCACCUCUUUCUUAACACCUCAAUCCACAUCUUCGAUCUUCACGUACUUCCUACGGUACAACACCCUCCAUUUCCCCAAAUCAUUUCAAUUUCUUCUUCUUCUUCUUUACACAAUUCUAACAAAACUUCCCGUCUUUACAGCCUUAAUUCCCGUUCACCCAUCAAAAUGUCAGCAACCCACAACACCCCCAAUCCCCCCAAACCAUUCCGGAUCUUCAUCGGUUACGACACACGUGAACACAUCGCAUACGAAGUAUGCCGAUACUCCAUCCUAAAACGAUCCACUAUCCCCGUCGAAAUCAUCCCAAUAAAACAAUCCGAAUUACGUAACAACAACCACUUUUGGCGCGAACGAAACAAGCUAGAGAGCACUGAAUUCUCAUUCACACGUUUCCUAACGCCAUUUCUAGCGAAUUACCAAGGGUGGGCAUUGUUUGUAGAUUGUGAUUUUUUAUACCUUGGUGACGUAAAAGAAUUGCAUGAUGUUAUUGACGACAAGUAUGCGUUAAUGUGUGUGAAACAUGAGUAUGUUCCUACCGAAACAACCAAGAUGGAUGGGGCGGUUCAGACGGUUUACCCGCGAAAGAAUUGGUCGUCGAUGGUGUUGUAUAAUUGUGGGCAUGUGAAGAAUAGGGUUUUGACGCCUGAGGUGGUGAAUAGUGAGUCGGGUGCGUAUUUGCACCGGUUUAUGUGGUUGGAGGAUGAGGAGAUCGGGGCGGUUCCGUUUGUUUGGAACUUUUUGGUUGGGCAUAAUAAGGUUGUGGAGGGGGAUGAGACGACGUGCCCCAAAGCGAUACAUUUUACGUCGGGUGGGCCGUGGUUUGAGGCGUGGAGAGAUUGCGAGUUUGGGGAGGUGUGGGUGAGGGAGAUGGAGGAGUAUGAGAAGGUUAAGGAGAAAGAGAAGAAAGUUGGAGAUUGUUGUAAAUAAUAUGUUUGAUGAUAUGGUUGAAAGAAUUGGUGGUGUUGAGUUUGGGUUGGUUUGGGGUUGAAUUAGGGUACAAUAAGUUGGUGGUUUUAGGGUAAUUGUUUGGGUUUAAUUGUUGGUUUUGAUUUUGUGAAUGUGUUGUAAUAGCAAGUUCAUUGGUGGAGUAUUGUAAGUUUGUAACAACAUUAGCUUUCUUUUUUUGUAUAUGUUUGGAUUCCUUAUAAGUAAUUUUGAUUUUCUGCACUUA
Messenger RNA from Helianthus annuus (common sunflower), 1231 nucleotides. Its product is annotated as protein CDI. The transcript has a single exon. Lineage: Eukaryota; Viridiplantae; Streptophyta; Magnoliopsida; Asterales; Asteraceae. The record is from RefSeq and is a predicted model, not a curated record. The coding region runs from base 226 to 987 and encodes 253 amino acids.